AUGACGGCACCAGCAGGAGGAGCAGCAGCAGGAGUAGGAGUAGGAGCAGACGACAGCAGUGGAUUAACGACGGUGGAAGGCACCGGAUGCACGUACGUCCUGCGCGACGAAAUUGGUCGGGGCGCCUACGGUAAGGUGUACCUGGCGGAUGUCAUUCAUACUGAUCCGAUGCAAUCCCCGCAGCCCGUGCCGCCCCCGCCGUCGUCGACGCAGCUGCCAAGUCUGUGGCGCUCGACCGGCGGCGGGCUGGUGGAGAAGGCGAUCAAAAACACGACGAUAUCCACCACCAACACGAAUGGGAGUAGCAGUGGGGCGAGCAACGGGCACCGCGAUAGCUGCAGCAGCAGCGGCACAAACACAGCGGGGCAGAUGGUGCUGAAGCGGAUGGAGAACGUGAGCGUCGAGGACGGGCUGCAGGCCGCUACGCUGCGCGAGUUUAUGGUGCUCGACGAGAUCAGCAUGGGUUCCUUUGAUCGGGAGCACGCCGAGGUGGAGGCGUUUCGCGCUGGGCGGGUGGUCUUCCGCACCAGUUCCACCACCUCCGCCGCUGCACGUCCGCACGAGGGCAGCGCCUGCUCCUUCCUCGGCAACAGCAAUACGGUGAACACAAACGGCAGGUGGGAUGACGAGGUGCUGGCCACCUCCACCUCCCGCAACGACGACUACGACUACCUCUCCUCCCCGCUGCGGCGUCGCAUCAAUCGCGGGCGUAGCUACCUCAUCGGCAUGCGUGACACCAUCAUGCGACCGCAGGAGCAACUCGCCUACGUGGCCUUGGACUACUGCGAUGGCGGGGAUCUUUGGCACUUCAUUCACGAUCUGAAGGUGACGCUGAAGACAUCAGACCGCCAGUUUGGCGACGCGAUGCCGACGAAGGUCUUCCGCCGAUGGGCCGUGGAACUUAUUUUAGGGCUCGCCUUUCUUCACUCUCGCAACAUCUCCCACCGCGAUCUAAAACCGCAGAACUUGAUGCUGGCGAGGCGGACGGACAUCCCGGUUGUGCCGGCGCCGCGACCAGCGCUGGACUCGGGGCGGGAAGACGAAGACGAGGGGGAGGGCAAGUCGCAGCUGCCGCCCGGCGAGCAGUACAACCUGAAGGUGGGCGACUUCGGUCUCUCCCGAUUAGAGGAUAUCCCCUAUAAGAAGUACCUGCACGAGGCCGUGACGCUGUGGUACCGCAGUCCUGAUGUGCUGUUGGGCAACACCAACUACCACUUCUCCGCUGACGCGUGGUCGCUGGGCUGCAUCUUGGUGGAAAUGGCGUCCGGCAGCGUUCUCUUCAAAGGCCGCGAUGAAGCCGACGAGCUUCGGCACAUCUUCACGCGUGGCUGCCGGCCGUCGUUGUUCAACUUUCCGCGGUUAACGGAGUACCCCUACGCGGAGCGCUUUGCGGAGGUGCUGCAGAAAUACCGCGACGUCGACGGCGAGGCGAAGGCGACCGCCGACGGCGUCGAUGCGGAGGCGGCGCUGCAGGCCCACGUGGAGAAGCUGGCGCGUCACCUGCGCGCUUUCUUAAAGGAGCGCAAUGCGCAGAACCUUUUAGGGACAACGGGAAUCGAUUUAGUAGCCCGACUUUUGGUGUUUGAUCCGGAGCGGCGCUUUACGGUGCUCCAAGUGGUGCGCCAUCGCUUUUUUCAAGAGGCGUACGCGGAGGUGUACGGGCCGGAUUGA
Molecule: messenger RNA, 1671 nt
Organism: Leptomonas pyrrhocoris
Lineage: Eukaryota; Euglenozoa; Kinetoplastea; Trypanosomatida; Trypanosomatidae
Product: putative protein kinase
Exons: 1
Coding region: 1-1671 (556 amino acids)
Biological process (GO): protein phosphorylation
Cellular component (GO): nucleus; cytoplasm
Molecular function (GO): ATP binding; cyclin-dependent protein serine/threonine kinase activity
Source: RefSeq, a predicted model, not a curated record